Anisakis simplex (herring worm) is the source of this 729-nucleotide messenger RNA. NCBI's taxonomy places the organism in Eukaryota, Metazoa, Nematoda, Chromadorea, Rhabditida, Anisakidae. The record is from the annotation of a GenBank genome assembly.
AUGACUGAAAAAAUCUAUGUUCCGGUUGAUCCUUUAUCAAAUAAACCUGUUGAAUUGUGGCGAAGGUAUCUAAGGCAAGGCCGCGUUUGUGAACCAGCUAAAACGCUCAGAUUGAACACACCUGUGUAUGAGGAUAAGAUUCGUUUCGUUUGCAUAUCAGAUACACACGAAAAACUCGAAGAGGUUCUACCAAUCAUCCCAGACGGUGAUGUGCUCAUUCAUGCGGGUGAUUUCACUGAUCAUGGUGAUAUCGGCGAGGUGAUCAAGUUCAACGCUGAAAUAGGAAGAUUACCGCAUAAGUAUAAGUUGGUUAUUGCUGGAAAUCACGAGAUUGGUUUCGAAGAUGGUGAAGAGAUGAAUGACAGGCAGUUGGCUGGCUUGAGUAUGCUUGGCAUUAAUAAGGCCUAUGAGAUGCUCAGCAACUGUAUCUAUUUAUGUGAUCGACAGAUUGAGUUAUUUGGACUGAAAAUCUACGGCACACCGUGGCAUUCCAUGCCUGGCUAUUCGUUCUAUCGUUCGCGCGGCCAAUCGAUCAUGAACAAGUGGAACAUGAUCCCGUCGGAUGUUGAUGUUCUUAUUACGCAUACACCGCCGCUAGGUAAAAAACAUUUUGUCUGCUCAGAGAUCCGCUUGACCGCUAUUUCAGAGUUCAUUCAGUUGUUUGCAAUUGGUUGGAUGAAUGGUUUUGAGACAGAGAUUUUUCACUUUUCCCGAAUUCACUUUUCAUAA